This is a messenger RNA of Aegilops tauschii subsp. strangulata, 609 nucleotides long. RefSeq names its product non-specific lipid-transfer protein 2. Gene Ontology annotation, biological process: lipid transport. Lineage: Eukaryota; Viridiplantae; Streptophyta; Magnoliopsida; Poales; Poaceae. The record is from RefSeq and is a predicted model, not a curated record.
CAAACGCUCACACCCAUCUGAAGCCAUCCUUGCAGAAGCCACUAGCUCACUACUAGUCGAUCAAUCUGUUGUUUCAGAGAGAGACGCCAUGAAGUACUUGGCCCAGCUGGUGGUGGCGCUCCUGGCCUUCUCGGCGGUGGUGCUGAUGGUGGCGCCGGCGGGAGCGGAGGCGGCGACCUGCAAUGCGCUGCAGCUGACCCCGUGCGCGGGGGCCAUUAUCGGGAACGCGGCGCCCACGGCGUCGUGCUGCAGCAAGAUGAAGGAGCAGCAGCCGUGCAUGUGCCAGUACGCGCGCGACCCCAACCUGAAGCAGUACGUCGACUCCCCCAACGGCAAGAAGGUCAUGGCCGCCUGCAAGGUGCCCGUGCCCUCCUGCUAAGUCCAUAUUACUGAUUCGCACGAGAGAGCCCAGCGCGCACGCGCGCCUCUGGUCUCUCGCUCUCCCAGCAUGUUCCAUGUGUGUUGUUGUACGCUCGAUCGUAUGCCGUGUGGUGUGAUCGCCAAUGUCGUUUGUCGUCGCCGUUACCCUCUGCCGAUCGGCGAUCUAUGUGGACCGAUGUGUAUCUGAAAUUCUGAAUAUAUGCAAUAAUGAUGAUGUGUCCAGCUAUA